UCUGCAAGCGCAGUGCUGCCAGACCACCGGCAGAUGCCUUUUCGAAUAAAACAAUAAAAUUCCGGCAUUUUAACCCAUCCAAAAAAUCACGAUGAAGGAUCCGUCCACUACGAUUUUAUCCUCAGAUUCCGAAGAUCUGCGGGAAGCGCGCGAUACCGAACUGAGAAGAGUGCUCAAGCUGAAACUAGUGCUGGCUGAGCUGCGCCGCCUGAAUCUGGGUCGAGAUCAGAGUCUGCAAACAAAAAAUGUCCUCAAAUUGGUGUCCAUCGGGGACUACAUGCGUCUGGGCGAGAACGAUGGCGGUCAGGAACACGUUCUAGGUCUGCAGGAUGCCAGCAGUUUUCCACCUCUGAGCUACGUUGAUCGGAAAACUGUACGCGACAAGCUAUUUACCCGUCUGAGAGGCACUCUGCAAGCCGUUGCUGAGUUAGGAGACAAGAUGCGCGAAGAGUUUCCAGAUGAUUUCGCCCGGGAGACAGAGCUGAGUGCCGACCAGAAGGAGAUAUUGCAAUUGGAGGAGGAGCAUCGCAGGGGCCUGGAGCAGCUGGUAGAACUGGUGUGGCGCAAGUGUUCAAUGCUCAGGGACGCCGCCGAACUUAAGCUGGGUCCCCAACUGGCAAACGAGCUCAAACUGAAGCAGGCGGAGAUGCAGCUCGUCCAGGCCAAGGCGGAACUGCUGCGUUGUGUCAUCGCCAACGAAGCCGUCUCCCGCACCGAGCACAGUUUCAAGGCGCACAAGGAGGUAGAGGCUUACUUGGAUGAGCUGUUGGCCGCCAAGAAUGCGCCCACUAAAAAGUAGAUUAAGCGAAAUGUCCCCAAAUAGGUUUAAAUAUAUUACAAUUGUAAGAUGUUGA
This is a messenger RNA of Drosophila kikkawai, 854 nucleotides long. It is a transcript of the gene dgt2, whose product is annotated as dim gamma-tubulin 2. The record is from RefSeq and is a predicted model, not a curated record. NCBI's taxonomy places the organism in Eukaryota, Metazoa, Arthropoda, Insecta, Diptera, Drosophilidae.